Messenger RNA from Epinephelus fuscoguttatus (brown-marbled grouper), 1316 nucleotides. RefSeq names its product golgi SNAP receptor complex member 1 (gene gosr1). Gene Ontology annotation, molecular function: SNAP receptor activity. Gene Ontology annotation, cellular component: Golgi medial cisterna; Golgi membrane; SNARE complex. The transcript has 9 exons. Bases 43 to 792 code for a protein of 249 amino acids. Lineage: Eukaryota; Metazoa; Chordata; Actinopteri; Perciformes; Serranidae. Gene Ontology annotation, biological process: vesicle fusion; endoplasmic reticulum to Golgi vesicle-mediated transport. The record is from RefSeq and is a predicted model, not a curated record.
GUGACGCAACCCGGAACUUGGUGAUGUCGCAGGACAACAAAGAUGGCAGGAAUAGGAGGCAGCAACUACUGGGAAGAUCUGCGAAAGCAGGCCAGACAGUUGGAGAAUGAACUCGACCUGAAGUUGGUCUCCUUCAGUAAACUGUGCACCAGCUACAGCAGCUCAAGGGAUGGACGUCGAGGAGGAGACACGUCAGACACCACCCCGCUGCUAAACAACUCCACCCAAGACAGGAUGUUUGACACCAUGUCAGUGGAGAUUGAACAGCUGCUGGCCAAGCUGACUGCAGUGAAUGACAAGAUGGCAGAGUACACCAACGCCCCGAGUACCGCUUCUCUCAAUGCUGCGCUCAUGCACACGCUCCAGAGACACAGAGAUAUCCUACAGGAUUACACGCAUGAAUUCCACAAGACCAAAGGCAACUUCUUGGCCAUCCGAGAAAGGGAGGACCUGCUGGGGUCCGUCAGGAAAGACAUUGAGACAUACAAGAGUGGCUCUGGGGUCAACAACAGAAGAACAGAGCUGUUUCUAAAGGAGCACGAGCAUCUGAGAAACUCGGACCGACUGAUGGAUGACACAAUAAGCAUUGCCAUGGCGACCAAGGAGAAUAUGACCUCCCAAAGGGGCAUGCUGAAAUCCAUACAGAGCCGGGUCAACACACUGGCCAACCGUUUCCCAACCAUCAACAAUCUCAUCCAGCGAAUCAACCUGCGGAAGAGAAGGGACUCUCUCAUCCUUGGCUCAGUGAUCGGUGUCUGCACCAUUCUCCUCCUGCUCUACGCUUUUCACUGAAAGCAGAUCCUGGUGACAUCUUUAAAGGAGCAGGAUUGAUCUGCUCUUUGUAACAUGGGAACCCCAGGAGACUGAGCUCAAUGAUUGGAGGACCCUGGAGGCUCCUGAGCAGAAGGACAUUCAGUUGGUCCGGUUCCUGGACAGGAACAGAUUUGGCCAACACGAACUACUGAACUUGUAUUUAGCAGUGGGACAGAUGGAGGGCUGCCAACAAGUGAAUGGAGACCAAAAGUACAAAUAAGACUAGAUUUUAAUCAAUUAUAUUGAUAACUCACUUGGAGAGAAACAGGGAAGUGUGAAGAGACUGAGAGAAUGAAAGAUGUAUAAUUCUUUUCCACAGGUUGAAGGAUUUUUAGUUGAAUGGUCCUUUUUAAUUGAUGAAGUGGGAUGCAUAGUUCAUUGUGGGCUGUAAAAUGUGAAUUAAUAAAUUAUUCAUAUCGGUAUGUGUAAACAAGUGUGUGACACUACUAGAUACUGAACACUCAAACAUUUUAUUUUUCAAAAUAUAUGAUGGGAACUGAAAA